Carassius auratus (goldfish) is the source of this 1719-nucleotide messenger RNA. RefSeq names its product E3 ubiquitin-protein ligase RNF25-like. Bases 61 to 1611 code for a protein of 516 amino acids. The record is from RefSeq and is a predicted model, not a curated record. Gene Ontology annotation, biological process: protein ubiquitination. NCBI's taxonomy places the organism in Eukaryota, Metazoa, Chordata, Actinopteri, Cypriniformes, Cyprinidae. Gene Ontology annotation, molecular function: ubiquitin protein ligase activity; metal ion binding; hydrolase activity, acting on carbon-nitrogen (but not peptide) bonds, in linear amidines. Gene Ontology annotation, cellular component: nucleus. The transcript has 10 exons.
ACCGUCAGCUCUGUGUCAGCUGACCGAUGUCGUGGAAGGAAGAGUGACGUCACCGCGGAAAUGGCUGCCGAGAGCGAUGUCCUGUCUGAAAUCGAAGUGCUGCAGUCCAUCUACUUGGAUGAGCUCAGUGUUGAUCAGAGAGAUGAGGGAGGGUGGACAGUCAGUCUGGUGCUCUAUCCCUCCACUGCGGAGGACUGUCUGUCUCAGUUUGUCCGUCUUACUUUGACAAUGGAUCUGGACUCUCAGUACCCAUAUUCAUCCCCUGGCAUCUCUAUUCACAAUCCACGUGGACUCUCGGAUGAUAAACUACUCAGUUUACGGAGGAGUUUGCAGACGGAGGCAGAGUCAUGUAUCGGGACACCUGUACUGUAUCAGCUCAUAGAGAGAGCCAAAGAGAUCCUGACCGAGAGCAAUAUUCCCCAUGGAAACUGUGUCAUCUGUCUGUAUGGCUUUAAGGAAGGGGAAGUGUUCACUAAGACCAGCUGCUAUCACUAUUUCCAUUCUCACUGUCUCGGCCGCUACAUCGCUCACUCUGAGAUGGAGCUGAAGGACCGUGAGAGGGAGCUGGAGGAGGACAAAACCAGAGACAGGACGGAGGAACAGGAGUUAGCUGUUGUUUGCCCCGUGUGUCGAGAGCCUCUCACCUAUGAUCUGGAUGCCCUAGUUUCCUCUCCUGCUCCAGUUUUCACACAGCAGGACGAUGCAGUCAUGGGUGGGGAAUUUAAAAAGAAGUGGGCAGCACUCCAGAAGGUUCUGGAACGGCAGAAGGAAAAGGGCGGAGUUAUUGAUCCCGAAGCAGAGUCCAAUAGAUUCCUAAUUCACAUUAAUGAGGCUCCAGCUAAUGUUUCUGACACUCCUGCAACGGAGGAUGCCUCCAUUGCCGAAUCUUCUCAGUCAGUCCCUUCCUUGUCCCAAGAUUCCACCGAUGCAACCCAAGCCUCUCAAAGUCAUCACACUACAGGCCAAUCACAGCGCCUGGGCACUCAUGAGAGAAGGCAGCAAGGUGACUUCAAGAGAGGUCGUAGAGGAAGAGGAGGCGGAAGAGGGGGAUCAGCACGUCACACGAUGACUACACCUGGGGUAGAACGACUGGGCAGGCUCAUGCAUUCUUCUGUUAAGAUUAAUCAUGUCAACUCCGGCCCACUGAACCCCACACCGCGGGGAGAAAGUACAGCACAAGGACAGGAAUGUGAACUCAGUGAUAAAAUAACACAGCCUUUGACCAAUGAAGAAGAAAAAAAUAUUUCUCAAGUGAAGUUUACGUCAGAAUCCAACAGUGGACAAGAGCUGAGUCAACAAAACGUGUGUAUUUCAAAAGAUGUGACUCAGACAAUCUUACAGGAAGGACGCCCAGAAAGGGAACACGUGGGUCGAGGAUGGAGGCGUGGCGGUCGUAGCUCCGGACGACAACAUGGACACUGGCAGGAGAGGAACUUCAAGGGACCCAGUCACUGGGAUACUUCUGGGAGUGUUUGCCACCGUGGAGGAGGACAACGAGCCCGAGAGGGAGGGGCUGGGCAUCAUCACAGAGGGGGCGGGGCUUAUAGGGGUGGCGGCAGAGGUUUGCAUCAGAGAGUGGAAAAAGAAUUUAGGAAGGAGGGAGUGCUCUGACAAUGGGAGAGGGGAGGUACAGGCAGAGGAACAAGCGUACCUCCCAGUUUCACCAGCUGUACCAUCAUUAUGUCCAUGUCUAUAAUAAAGUUGUCCACAAGCAGUAAA